AUGGGCACGCACGUAUCAAAGGUGAAGUCGGUCAACAUGGAUGCCUGGACAGAGUCUAUGAUGCACGUGGUAGAGCACAUCGGCAACGUGCGAGGACGACUCUUGUACGAGCACAACAUGCCACAGUCGGAACACGUGACCAGCACGACCGAAACCGCCGUGAUCGAGCGAGUCAUUCGCUCCAAGUAUGAGCGAAAGUUGUACUACAACCCGCGCUUUGCAGAGCUCGUUGCACAAUUUAUGGAGACCCCGAUGGAUGGGGUAAGCAGCAGCGGGACCACCACUUUAGCGUCUUCUCCGGGAUCGAACGCGCCGCCGCGCCAAGCUGGUGGGGCAGGGCAGGCGCGGCAGCAGAGCGCCGUGCUCGAGGAGCUCUGGGGCGCGCCCGUGUCUUCAUCCAACACGAAUCAACCGAGUCAGAAAGCGAUGCAGGGCACGACGGGGGCCCGCACAAACGUUGCGGAGCUCUUCUCCACCUAUCCGACUCACGGCACUGGUGUGGGGUAUGCGGCGGCUGGAGGCGGUGCGCACUCGCUGUCUACGACAUGGGGGCAAACGGUGGGGCCGCUGCCGUCGGUGCCACCGGUGAGCGCGAACAACGGCUCGGGCUGGUUCGAGUCGCAGUUUGGUGUGGCGACAAGCAGUGUACUCUGCCCCACCGGCGGCGGCGCUAACAGCGGGGUGCCGUUGCCGAACACGCUGCAGUCGGUGCCGAACCCGCCGACAGCGCGCGAUAACAGAGACGACCUGUUCACCGGCGGCAACGCGAGCGCGGGUUGCAGCAAGGAUGAGAUUCUCUCUCUCUUCCGCACCGCUCCCAUCGCUGGGGCGUAUGGGCAGACGGGCAGCGAUUCUACGGCAAACACGGGCGGGUACCCGAUGGCGUGGUAG
Leishmania mexicana MHOM/GT/2001/U1103 is the source of this 891-nucleotide messenger RNA. RefSeq lists its product as hypothetical. The transcript has a single exon. Gene Ontology annotation, molecular function: GTPase activator activity. The record is from RefSeq and is a predicted model, not a curated record. NCBI's taxonomy places the organism in Eukaryota, Euglenozoa, Kinetoplastea, Trypanosomatida, Trypanosomatidae. The coding region runs from base 1 to 891 and encodes 296 amino acids.